Molecule: messenger RNA, 629 nt
Organism: Nicotiana tabacum (common tobacco)
Lineage: Eukaryota; Viridiplantae; Streptophyta; Magnoliopsida; Solanales; Solanaceae
Product: non-classical arabinogalactan protein 30-like
Cellular component (GO): cell periphery
Source: RefSeq, a predicted model, not a curated record
UCUAGUUAUAGCAAUUAAUUAGCCCAAUUAAUUUUUUGACAAAUAUUCUUGAAAGAAAUGAAGAUGAAGGCUGUUAAUUUCAUGGUGGCUGCAGCUUCAUUAAUUGUGGUGUUUUCUAAUUUCAUGAACGUUGCACAAGCCUUUGAAGGAAUGGAUGUAAUACAUGUUGCUGGCAAAGUUCUUUGUCAAGAUUGUACUCAGGGUUGGAAUGAAUGGGUUGAUGGUGCCAAACCCAUCAAAGGUAGUAUAGUAUCACUUACAUGCCUAGAUGAGAGGAGAAGAGUAAUGUAUUAUGGAAGUGACCUUACAGAUGAAGCUGGAAAAUUUGACUUGAUUACAAACACAACUUGUUAUGGCAAAACCAUUAAACCUCAAAAUUGCUUUUUGAGAUUGGUUUCUUCACCUGAUCCUGUUUGUAACAUUGCCACUGACUUCGCCGGAGGAAAGUCCGGUAUAAAACUCCACCGUCCGACGGUGAUUUACAGGGAUUUGCUCAAAUAUGUACUUGGUCCUUUCUAUUACACAACUCCUAUGUGUGAUGAACCUGAUACUAAUGAUGAUGAUAAUUUGGAGUCUGAUGAUGAAGGCAAAGGAAACAACUAUUAAUAAACUUAAGUUCUUGAUUUUUC